Neltuma alba is the source of this 1890-nucleotide messenger RNA. RefSeq names its product putative DUF21 domain-containing protein At3g13070, chloroplastic. Bases 1 to 1890 code for a protein of 629 amino acids. Gene Ontology annotation, molecular function: flavin adenine dinucleotide binding. The record is from RefSeq and is a predicted model, not a curated record. NCBI's taxonomy places the organism in Eukaryota, Viridiplantae, Streptophyta, Magnoliopsida, Fabales, Fabaceae. The transcript has 14 exons.
AUGUCGCCGGAAUCUUGGGUUGUUAGGAGUCAGCCAUUUUUCAACUUCACCUCAAAAUUACCUUACAAUCCGUCAAGGAGAAUGUGGUGGAUGAGUGUUUCGGCGGUAAACACUGGCUACCUCCGAUUUCCCUCCACGUCUAAACGUAAAUGUAUGGGUCCAUGCUCUUUCAGAGGCCUUCUAGUUUCAAGGUAUGAGAAAGAUGGGAAGCUGUUUGACAGAGUACGAUUGAGAUGUUCAGGUCGAAGAGAUGCUUGUUUGCUUGGUGAAAGUUCUUCUUCAAAAGCAAAUUCGAACUUCAUUCAAGAAUUACUCAAGAAGGGAAUCAUUCUGGUUGCAACGGUUUAUGUAUGUCGGCGAGUUUUAACGGUUGAAGGUGUGGAAAAGGCAAGAUAUGGGGUUAUUGGACCAAGCACUGCAUGGCCUAAAGUGGCCAAAGUCCUUCAGGUCUUUAAGGACCAGGGUUUGACACUGGCAAUCCUUUUGGGUCUUUCAGCUUUCUUCUCAAUGGCAGAGACUUCCAUUACCACCCUUUGGCCUUGGAAGGUCUGUGAAUUGGCUGAAAAGGAGUCUGAAGAUGGCGUGUUCAAAUUACUUCGGGCUGACGUCACUCGGUUCCUUACCACUAUACUUAUUGGCACAACUGUCGUCAAUAUUGGAGCAACUGCUCUGGUCACAGAUGCUGCAACUACAAUAUUUGGUGAAGCUGGUCUUAGUGCAGCAACAGGAGUGAUGACAGUCGCCAUUUUGCUUCUCACUGAAAUUACUCCAAAAAGUAUAGCUGUUCAUAAUGCCACAGAGGUGGCUCGGUUUGUGGUCAGGCCAAUAGCAUGGCUUUCCCUCCUAUUGUAUCCUGUAGGAAGAGUUGUCACUUAUCUUUCAAUGGGGAUGCUGAAAUUGCUCAGCUUAAAGGGAAGAAGUGAACCAUAUGUAAGUGAGGAGGAGCUAAAAUUGAUGUUAAGAGGAGCAGAGUUAAGUGGGGCAAUAGAGGAGGAAGAACAGGAUAUGAUUGAAAAUGUGUUGGAGAUAAAAGACACACAUGUUAGAGAAGUUAUGACACCUCUUGUUGCUAUAGUUGCAAUUGAUGCCGGUGCUACCCUUGCUGAUUUUCAUCACUUAUGGCUUACUAAUCAGUAUUCAAGGAUACCUGUUUUUGAGCAACGAGUAGAUAAUAUAAUUGGUAUUGCAUAUGCAAAGGAUCUUCUGGAUUAUGUUCAGAAGGGUGAGCUACUAGAAAGUACUACCGUCGGAGAUAUGGCUUGCAAGCCUGCAUAUUUGGUCCCUGAUUCAAUGUCUGUCUGGGAUCUGCUUAGAAAGUUUCUAAUUCAAAAGAUUCACAUGGCUGUUGUUCUUAAUGAAUAUGGUGGAACUGUGGGAAUUGUUACUCUCGAAGAUGUUGUUGAAGAACUUACUGGUGAAAUUUAUGAUGAAAAGGACUCAAAGGAGGAGAUUCAAAAAAAAUCUGGUUCCAUUGUUAUGCGAUCUGAGGGAGUAUUUGAUGUGGAUGCAAACACAUCUAUAGCUCACCUUUCUGAAGAAUUGAAAAUCAAGAUGCCAGAGGGCCACCAGUAUGAGACAGUAUCAGGCUUUGCAUGUGUAGCAUUCGAUUGCAUCCCAAAAACUGGUGAGACCACCAAAGUUAUUGUUGAAAAGAAAAAUGAUGACAACAACAAUGAAUCAGAUACUGAACACCAGGAUUUAAAGCAAAAGAAGCUGACAAUCAAACUUGAGAUUCUAGCAGCAAAUGCUAGAAAAGUGAGUGUUGUUCGGUUUGAACUGAUGAAUAGUGAUGAAGAAAUGUCGGAGGCUGAAGCAAAAAAUGCUCUCUUUUGGAGGAGAUUGAGUUUUGGUUCCUUCUCUUCUAUUUGGCAUGUUGUGCGUCCUUUUUGA